Molecule: messenger RNA, 2036 nt
Organism: Micropterus dolomieu (smallmouth bass)
Lineage: Eukaryota; Metazoa; Chordata; Actinopteri; Centrarchiformes; Centrarchidae
Gene: syt14b
Product: synaptotagmin XIVb
Exons: 5
Coding region: 1-1005 (334 amino acids)
Source: RefSeq, a predicted model, not a curated record
AUGGAACAAUCUGAUGGCUCUGGUCCUCAGCUCCCUACAGCCUACGAGCCAGAGCCACUCGGCAAAUACGGUACGCUGGAUGUCGCCUUCGAGUAUGACUCCAGCGAGCAGUAUUUGGCCGUCACGGUCACUGCUGCAACAGACAUUCCUGCACUUAAACAGACGGGUAACAUCGCGUGGCAGGUCCACCUGGUCCUGCUGCCCACCAAGAAGCAACGGGCCAAGACUGGUGUACAGAAGGGUCCGUGUCCUGUCUUCACGGAAACGUUCAAGUUUUCCAGGGUGGAACAGGAGACCCUAGGGGACUACGCUGUUCGCUUCCGCCUGUACAGCAUCAGGCGGAUGAAAAAGGAGAAGGUCCUGGGAGAGAAGGUUUUCUACCUGACUAAGCUCAACCUGCAGGGCAAGAUGGCUCUACCUGUCACCCUGGAGCCGGGCUCUGAACUUACAGGUUGCGGCUCUCUGGUGAGCGUGUCUCGCAGUGCAGGAGCGCCGUCCUAUCGCUCCACUGAAGACUCUUCCUUGCCAGAGAUCCUCCUGGGUCUCAUUUACAACUCUGCCACAGGACAGUUAUCUGCUGAGGUCAUCCAGGGAAGCCACUUCAAAACCACAGCGUCUGAUAAACCCGUCAAUGGUCUGUUCUGUUGUAUAAAACACUUUGUAGGGGGGCAGCUUUAUAUCAUGAGAGACACCUAUGUGAAGCUCACCAUGCUGGACUCCAAGGGGAAAGAGAUGUCCAAGUGCAAGACGGCCGUAUGCCGCGGCCAGCCCAACCCCACCUACAAGGAGACGUUUGUGUUCCAAGUGGCGCUCUUCCAGCUGUCCGAGGUGUCGCUGGUGCUGUCUGUGUUCUGCCGCCGGAGCAGCAUGAGGCCCAGGGAGAGGCUGGGCUGGGUCUCCCUGGGCCUAAACAGCUCCGGCGAGGAGCAGCAGGCCCACUGGGCAGAGAUGAAAGAGGCCGAAGGACAGCAGGUCUGCCACUGGCACACACUCACAGACACAUAGGAGGAAGAUUUAUGAAGACUUAUAUUAACAGCAUUCCCUAGACAGUCAAGAGUUUUAGGCGAGAAGGAAGCAGCUUGUCAGAUGUAUGAUGUGUGCGCAUACAGGUGUGAGGACAGGCAUGGGUUCCCAGUCUUUACUGCCAGAGACUGAACAAAUACCCUUUAAUCUGCCAUUUUAAUCUGCUGUAGACAGGCUGACAUAAUUGGUGGAGAUCCAGCUCGGGGCCUUUUCUUGACAAUAAAAAAGGCAAUGACAAACUGAAAAACUUACCAAGAACCGAAGGAAACCGUUUGUUUUCCAGUAAUGCUGCCUACAACAAGAUCUGCAUGUACCCUAACUUGUUUACAGGACAAUGUUAAGACUUUUUCAAACAUUUUGCAUCUCUAAAUAUUGGACCAAAGAGCUCAGUCCAGGACGAGCUGACUCCUCCCUGUUUCUUCCAGGCUUCUCUGGACUUCAGCUGCCACCAGCAUACCAGACAUUUCUCUAUCAGUCAUAGCCGUUGACAAAAGAGAAGGCAAUGAAAAGACUGUUACAAAAGGGCCUACAACAUGCUGCAACUAUGCUUACAAGCUAUGCUUUGUACAGUAUAUUUACAUGCACGACAUUAUGCAAGUUUCCUUCAUCGGUUUCCCCCUUCAUGUUUUUGGAUUAUCAGUCAAAUGGUUUACCAGUUUUAUGGGUGUCCCUCUAGGGGUAUGUGUUACACAAAGACUUUCUUUUGUUUUUUAUUAUUGUGGGCUUGUAUGACUCAGUGCACUAUGCAUCUGACGCUACUUUAAACUAGAGGACUGAAAUUCUUAUGCUCGCUGAGUUUCUUACAGAAUUGGACACAGCUCUGCUUGCCACUGGUAUCAAAGAGCAGCUUCCUUUCCAGUGUAAUACAUAUUGAGCCGCUUUCACCAUUCAGCCUUCUGACAAGUCAGCCAUGUUCAUUCAUGUAGAAACACGGUGCUUCCCGCUGAGGAGGAAUAUGCAAAAGCCUGCGCAGUCCAAUAAACCCGGCUUUCUGUGAGGCCGUGCUGAUGACA